Indicator indicator is the source of this 487-nucleotide messenger RNA. It is a transcript of the gene PLA2G10, whose product is annotated as phospholipase A2 group X. Gene Ontology annotation, molecular function: calcium ion binding; phospholipid binding. Gene Ontology annotation, biological process: lipid catabolic process; arachidonate secretion; phospholipid metabolic process. The transcript is spliced from 4 exons. Bases 1 to 486 code for a protein of 161 amino acids. Lineage: Eukaryota; Metazoa; Chordata; Aves; Piciformes; Indicatoridae. The record is from RefSeq and is a predicted model, not a curated record.
AUGGAACCCCACCGCCCGGUGCUGCUCCUGCGGCCGGCCCUGCUGCUGCCGCUGCUGCUGGCGGCCGUUUAUACAGGCACUUUUGGGGAAGCCCAUUUCAGGAAUCGAAGAGGUAUUCUUGAAUUAGCUGGAGCCAUUAGAUGCACUACAGGAAGAUCUCCUUUUGCCUACCUACGUUAUGGAUGCUAUUGUGGUCUGGGAGGAAGAGGAUGGCCCAAGGACAGAGUGGACUGGUGCUGCUUUAACCAUGACUGCUGCUAUGGUAAAGCAGAACAAGCAGGUUGUCAGCCUAAGAUUGAAAGUUACCACUGGGAAUGUGAAGACAAUACUGUUUUAUGUGAAUCACUAGAGGAUAAAUGUCAAAAAAUGGCAUGUGAAUGUGACCGUGAAGCUGCCAAAUGUUUUUCUAAAGCUCCCUAUAAUGCAAAAUACCUUUUGUGGCCAGACUUUAUGUGUGGUGAAAUUCAGCCUUUGUGUAGGAAUUAGA